Molecule: messenger RNA, 2307 nt
Organism: Austrofundulus limnaeus
Lineage: Eukaryota; Metazoa; Chordata; Actinopteri; Cyprinodontiformes; Rivulidae
Gene: alx3
Product: ALX homeobox 3
Exons: 3
Coding region: 131-859 (242 amino acids)
Biological process (GO): regulation of transcription by RNA polymerase II
Molecular function (GO): DNA-binding transcription factor activity, RNA polymerase II-specific; RNA polymerase II transcription regulatory region sequence-specific DNA binding
Source: RefSeq, a predicted model, not a curated record
UAAUUGAUGACAUUUAAAAACAUUAAACUAAAAAUAUCUCAUUAUUGGCUAUUUUAUCAUGUUUUAUUAAAUGAUAUAAGUUAGUGUUUCUCUGUGCGUCUCCUCAGUCAGAGAGAAAGCAGCGCUGAAAAUGAGUUAUCCUGGGAUCAACACAGACUGCUGCAGCAAGCUGAAGGAGCCGGGCAGCAGCAGCUUACAGGGGGACUCCAUCGCCGACUCCAUCGACUUAUCAGGGAAAAACAAGAAGCGGCGCAACCGCACCACCUUUAGCACCUUUCAGCUGGAGGAGCUGGAGAAGGUUUUCCAGAAGACACAUUACCCCGACGUGUACGCCCGAGAGCAGCUGGCUCUGAGGACGGAGCUCACCGAGGCUCGGGUUCAGGUUUGGUUCCAGAACCGCAGGGCCAAGUGGAGGAAACAGGAGCGCUAUGGAAAGAUCCAGGAGGUCCGCAACCACUUUGCUGCUUCUUACGAUAUUUCUCUUCUCCCUCGUCAUGAUGCGUAUCAGAUUCAGGGCAACCUGUGGCCCGGUGCCGCCUCAGGGGCAGGGAGCGGAUCAGGCGCCGGCUGCGUCCUCGGAGCUGACUCCAUUCCCUCGUCGUGCAUGAGUCCAUACUCUCACCCCCACAGCAACCUGCAGGGCUUCAUGGGCAUGCCCACCUCCCCCAGCCACCCACACCACCACCACCACCCACCUCACCACCCCAGCAUCAACGGCCUCUACUCGCUCCACGGCUUCCCAGGAGGCCUCGGACCCCCUUCCAUCGAGGGGCCGGAGGCCGACUACAAACCGACAGGCCUGGUGGCACUGAGGAUGAAAACCAAAGAGCCGGGCGGUAUCAUCUCCUGGCCCACAUGACCUCCACUGUAGCUGCUCCUCAUUAAUGCACCGACUGAGCCACAGUUCUGGACCCAGAUGUUCCCGCCCCACAUCAGCAGACCCCUCCAAUAUGAGCUCUUUACAUUUAUCCAAACCAACAUGGAGGUUUUUAACAGAACGUUUUUUCAUCCUUAAAGAACAGUGGGGCAAUUUGAGCAUCUUUCUCAUAAGUGAACUUUUUAUUAACUUUCUCGUUUACAACUUUUUMUUACGUUCAUACAGCAACAGCAAAAAAAGGGAAAUUAUUUAAGCAUGUCAAGAAUGUAAUUUUCAUAUUAAUCCUAGUUUCAUGUUUGUUUUUAUUUACAGUGGGACCAGUAAUAAAGGCUUUCAUUUAUGUCAGCUGUCUAAUUUUAGGAAAGGACAGUUUAAGAGAAACAGAAAACAAUGUCAGCUGGAAUUAUUUUAGCCUUGACUUGACUCUUUCGGGGGGGAAAAAAAAGAAAGAAAAAAAAGGAAAAAGGUCUGUGUUUUUCAUUUUGUUAGUGGGAAUGCGGUUGUGAAGCAGAAAUUUCUUGCAGGCUGUGGUCGUCAUAAACACAAAGAUGUCUGCUGUGCAGGAAGGGAACAAAAAAAAGACGGUGCAUGUGCAGUCGGCUCAGUUUAACUCCAGAAGGCACGUUCGGUUUGGGUUCAUUAGAGGAUAAAAAGAGCAAAUUAUUAAUUUAUAACUGAUAAUACUGGCAAUGUCUGGGAGUUUGAUUUGGUGCAGAACGUAUUGUUUGCAGCCAGGUCAUCUGCUUCUUAUAAAUGCAAAGGUUUUUUUUUUCAGCAUUAAUAAUGAAUACAACAUACAUGUAUUUUUAGCCUCACAGGAGCUUCCUGUUGUGUUUCAAUCCCAAACAAUUUACUGUCAAGACCCAUCUCAUCUGGUGUAAAUUACUAAAYACCAAGACAUGUAUGUUGAGUGGACGAACAUGGCUGUUUUUAAACUAUUAGUCAAAAACUUCUCAGUAAUGUCUCUUUGAGAGAAAUAAUGUAGCUACCUUGUUUUUCUUUUUUAAACUUGCUGCACAUCAUGACAGCAACGCUCAAGGCAGAUUAGCUGCCUUUCCCUYGCUCCGUCCCGGGUUCUGCAGGGCCACAAACAUGUGGUUUCAAUAGAAGAACGCAAAAACCCAUCAGAAACACUUUCCACACCCACAGCUUCAAAUUCCAGCCAGGCCCUGGGAGAUGGCAGCGCUCUGCAGCUCCGGUCCUCUGUGAUUAAAUCCCAGAUUAAGUGGAAGAGAUAAAGAGGAGCUGUCAGGAGGGAUGAGGGACUGAGGAGACGGCCAUCUUUAUGAAAGCUGAAGAAACAGCAGCUGCUGUUUUAGGAUUUUUGAUUUUUGUUAAAUCCUAAAUGCCAUGAUAAAAAAAUGGAUGAUUAUAUUUGCACAAAAAACACUGAGGAUAUACUGAAGUCGUAUUAAACAACUAUAAAUUUU